This is a messenger RNA of Penaeus chinensis, 1376 nucleotides long. RefSeq lists its product as uncharacterized. The coding region runs from base 361 to 1350 and encodes 329 amino acids. NCBI's taxonomy places the organism in Eukaryota, Metazoa, Arthropoda, Malacostraca, Decapoda, Penaeidae. The record is from RefSeq and is a predicted model, not a curated record. The transcript is spliced from 4 exons.
AUAGACAGACAUAUAGAAAGGUUGAUAUAAAGAUAGAUAAAUAAACGGGUAGACAAUUACAGACAGAAUAAGCAUGCUCAGUAUAUAACUUUAAGCUCUCUGCAGACGUCUGUGCCUCUGAAGCGUUGGGAGCGAAUAACGUACCCCUUCCGAGGGUGGGUGUGGGUGGGGCUCGGCUGCACCCUCAUUUCCCUCGCUCUGGUCUUCCAUGUCAUCGUUAAGAACACCGGAAGCACCGUCUACAUACACAAGGCUGACGUCCUAUCCACCGUCCUAUGGCUGAGUCGCACGCUCGUCAACCAGUCAGUGGCUCAGAUCCCCGACGUCCCUGGCUGCAGGACGCUCCUCUGUUUCUGGUGGAUGACUGCUCUCGUGAUCACCGCGUCCUACAUGGGGAACCUCAUCGCCUUCCUGACGGUCUUUGUGAAGCCCACCACGAUGAAGACCUUGAAGGAGACGAUGAAGUUCGAUUUUCCCAUCUACGCCAGGCGACAGGACUCCCUAGUAGCCGAUCUGCUGACAGCCUCUGAAGCCCCUAUUUAUCAAGAGCUUCGGGAACGGCUGAUCUUCUACGAUCAUUUCCCCGACCUCUUUUCCGUUCUGAAGGAGAGCAAAGGAAUGUUCCUGGCCAGCACUAGCUACCUCGAAUACCAGUUUAUGUGUUGGGGUAGCCAUGAGCUCUAUAUCCUCGAGGAGAAGAUCUUUCCGACUUACAAUGUCUGGGCUUUCCAGAGAGGGACGGUGUGGAGGUACCAGUUUGAUAAGUACUUGAAGAUGAUGGCGGCCACGGGACUUGUGGAUAAGUGGCAGAGAGACUUCCUAAGAACCUUCCGCGUAGCCAACAAAUAUUUCAAAGAGGAAACCGACAAACACAAAAUCAUUCUCCGUCCCUUGAAUCUCCAAGACCUUGAGGGCGCCUUCAUCAUCUUCGUCUUCGGCCAUUUGUUUUCCCUUUUCAUCCUCGCUCUGGAAAAUCGUCACUCGUUGAAGCAUUACCUGAAGAAAGCCAAAGAAAACGUGUUUUGGGCGCUGUGUAGGCUGAAGACAAACAUCAUCGUGAGCAUCGAAAGGCGACGUCGCUUAUGCAGGAAAAACAACAACAGGAAAAAGGGAAAACCUGUUAAGCCACGUAAGUUCUUUGAGGAAAAGCUACAUGAAGACAUCGAAGCUUUGAGGAAAGUCUUACAGAUGCAUCAACCAAAGGGUGGAAUUGGAGUGACAAACACGAGGGACCAAGAAAGGGCUUUGCUUCUCAGUCGCCAGUCAACAAGUACGUCUUUGAUUGUGCCGCAAGAGAGGAAUGUUGAAGCAGAAUUGGUACAGUGUUCAGAUGUCGUGGAAACUGAGUGAAUAUAAUGUGGUUUAUGCAUGAACGC